Messenger RNA from Corticium candelabrum, 1451 nucleotides. RefSeq names its product microprocessor complex subunit DGCR8-like. The coding region runs from base 10 to 1314 and encodes 434 amino acids. Gene Ontology annotation, molecular function: heme binding; identical protein binding; primary miRNA binding. The transcript is spliced from 14 exons. Gene Ontology annotation, biological process: primary miRNA processing. The record is from RefSeq and is a predicted model, not a curated record. NCBI's taxonomy places the organism in Eukaryota, Metazoa, Porifera, Homoscleromorpha, Homosclerophorida, Plakinidae. Gene Ontology annotation, cellular component: microprocessor complex.
GUAACUUUCAUGAGUUGUGAAGUAAGCCAGGAUAAAUCAGAAACACAGCAGGCAGGGGAGCCGAGAGCUAAGAGAAGCCGUCUUGAAACUGUAGCGCAAUACCGUAUAAAAACCGAUUUGGGUGUGGAUACAGUGAGAGCACCCCUCCCUGAUGGUUGGGUUGAGAUUCCGCACCACAGUGGAAUGACUGUGUACUUCCACAAAAUGACAAGAGUAUGCAGCUGCUCUCGACCGUAUUACGCAUCGCAGCAGUCAAGCGUUCGGAGCUGUCUGAUUCCACUGUCUGCCAUACCCUGUCUGGAACGGAAGCAAAUGCUGAAACGAAGUGAUCAGCAAACUGAUGAAAGUUGUUCAACAGGAAAAAGUACAACACUAGAAAACGAGGAGCUUAGAGAGUAUUUAAGAAAAUUGUGGCAAUUUGAUGUUAGAGAAAUUUCUCGCAAGAGACGUUUGGAGGAAUGUAUAAAGCCAGCGGUGAGUAAGCGAGAUGCAGCAGACGUAUCACUAACACAUGAAAGUCGAGAAUCAACUGUGACAGAAAAGAUCACUAAGCUUCCAAUAGUUAAGACUGCAGGACGACCACCCCAAGCGAUUUUGCACGACUACUGUGAGAGAGUUUUGAAGUCUGCUUGCGAAUGGACUUUCAAGGAAGGUGAAGGAUCAUUCGUAGCGGAGGUCUUUGUUGGUGCCAGUGAAGAGAGGAAGAGAUAUGGACAAGGAGCAGGAAGAAGAAAGACGGAAGCAAAGAAGAGGGCAGCGGAGGAAGCUCUUUCAGUCCUCAUGCCUGAGUUCAAGUCAAACUACAAUCAGGUGGAUAAGAUAAAGGAGUGCAAGGGGUUGAAAGUCGAUGAUGUCCGCGUUGUUGAAAUGAGCAGUGCUGCUGGUGUGGAUACUUCUUACAUGUUGCUGUGCGAGUUCGUUCGUCGACACAAACUUAUUAUGGACAUGAAAAUUGAGUUUAAUGUGACCGAGUGUAAGGGUGGCGUAAAAUAUGAAAUGGUGUGCGGUCAGCACAGGGUCGAGGGAAUGUCAUCAAACAAGCAAAUGGCAAAGAAUGUUGCUGCACAAGAUAUAUUAAGGCUAUUUCAUCCUCUGUUAUCCAGCUGGGAGGAUCUUCUCAAACUAUAUAGUAAAGACAACGAAAUGAAUCAGAUCAGUCGACACGACGAAGAAGUUAAACAUCUUGCGAAAACAGAGACAACUCAACUAAAUCAAAAAUUGCUUGACAAGUUGAAAGAGGAAAUGAAAAAAUUGGCCAGAAAUAGAUCGAGUGAUGCUGAAUUGAAAUAUGAAUCAAAUUCAGAUACUGCGUAGAGCUGGUGACGAAUGAGGUUGAAGUCGGUAUGUAUUGUGUAGGCUAGAUGUGCACAUGUAAAUUGUACAUUUGUACAGCAGUGUUAUUUCUGGAUGUAAAAAUGUGUUCAACACACUUUGCUCUGUUUUUCAUGUUA